CGGAUAAUCAGAACACCAUGUUUGGAGCCUUCAGACCUACGAAUUCGCUGUCGGUGGGACUUCUUUGGAAGAUCCCAUGGAGACUGUCCAAGUUCCAGAAGGCACGACAACGCAAGCGCCUCCGCGCAGUCGACACAGUGGUCUCGAUUGUUGACCAGGCACUGGCCAAGAAGGGAAUGGAGAUCAAGCCAGUUGAGAGGUGGAAGGCCGAGAUGCCAAAGGAGCAGGAGAUGGUGCCGAGGGACAAAUAUACCAUUUUCGAUCGCAAGGAGAAGAAGUACCGGAAGGCUAUCCACAAAUUACCCAAGUGGACGAGAGUUUCUCAGCGUGUCAACCCCCCUGGAUACUAGAGCUUCGAUGGGAUGGAGUGGGCUGUACUAUAUUAAGGCUGUGAUAUUACAAUGCAUGGCAGGCGUUUCUGGGAGAUUGAUGUACGAUGGAGAUAAAUAUGUAUACCGCAGGAUGAAUGUAUCAGAGUCA
Messenger RNA from Pseudogymnoascus destructans, 480 nucleotides. RefSeq lists its product as uncharacterized. The record is from RefSeq and is a predicted model, not a curated record. Gene Ontology annotation, molecular function: structural constituent of ribosome. The transcript is spliced from 3 exons. The coding region runs from base 18 to 350 and encodes 110 amino acids. NCBI's taxonomy places the organism in Eukaryota, Fungi, Ascomycota, Leotiomycetes, Thelebolales, Thelebolaceae. Gene Ontology annotation, cellular component: mitochondrial large ribosomal subunit.